GGCCGCCAUGGUGUUCCUCCCGGACGAGUCGCGGUCGCUGCCGCCGCCCCCCCUCCUCAACAAGGCCUCGGCCUGGCUGGGUCUGGCCGGCUGGGUGGCGGCACUGCUGGACAACGGCUUCAACUACCGCCCCGUCAUCCGGGCCGGUGUUCACCGCCAGAUCCUGUUCACUACCGUGGGAUGGUUUGUUGGCUAUUACCUUGCGAAACGUACGGAGUACAUACAUGCCAAACUGGACAGAGAGAUGUUUGAGUAUGUCAGGCAUCACCCGGAAGACUUCAAGGCAGCAGAAAAGAGAAGAAUAGGAGAGCUUUUGGAGGAUUUCUACCCGGUUCGCUGAGGAUUUCUCCAGCGGCGCCGUGUUGCAGGAUGCAUCUGCUGAACUAAUUCCGUACCGAGAAGUUCAGUGGGCUGGCUGUAACUGUUCAACCGUCCAUGGCUUGGAAAAUGAACCGUUAAUCACUUUCGUGUAAUAAAAGCUAUGAUUAAAUA
This is a messenger RNA of Gavia stellata (red-throated loon), 492 nucleotides long. RefSeq names its product NADH:ubiquinone oxidoreductase subunit C2 (gene NDUFC2). Bases 8 to 340 code for a protein of 110 amino acids. The transcript has 3 exons. NCBI's taxonomy places the organism in Eukaryota, Metazoa, Chordata, Aves, Gaviiformes, Gaviidae. Gene Ontology annotation, biological process: mitochondrial electron transport, NADH to ubiquinone. The record is from RefSeq and is a predicted model, not a curated record. Gene Ontology annotation, cellular component: mitochondrial inner membrane.